GAGGGGACCAUAUCGUUCCGGCUGUUUUGUUCGGAACGUGACGUCGAUUGUGAGACUGAACCCGAGAAGUCACAUUGUUUUUCCGAAAUACAUCAAUUAGCUUUAAAAAGACGAAAAAGAUGGCUGAAGAUUCUAUAGAAGAGAAGAAGCCUCUGCUUAACCGCGGCAGUCGAUCAAAUUCUGCUAAUGAAGCUAAAGGAUCGUCUCCUCAUAGCCCUGCCUAUGGCUUGUCCAAAUGGAGGCGUCGCGGAGCAAGUGGGGCAAUCCUGCUUACUGUCAUGUUUGAGAGGUUGACAUUUUACGGCAUAUCAGCCAACUUAGUUAUGUUUCUGAAUGAGCAUCCAUUUGCCUGGCUGUCCUAUGAUGCUGCAAACGCUGCUUUAAUCUUUGUUGGCGUGUCUUAUGUCUCUUCUGUCCUUGGGGGACUCUUGGCUGACACCUUGUUAGGACGAUUUAAGAUGAUCGUCGUAAGCUUCAUCACCUACAUCUUGGGCAGUACCCUUCUUGUCUUGCUUGGAUAUGGCUCCAAAAACGAAGACUUUCGAAUCAGUUUGUGUGGGAAUAACACUUUGCCAGAUGUGGAUAUUCAUCCGAGGCAUGAACUAACGGCAACUCCAACAACCACGACUGAGACUGGAUUCAUGUAUUGUGGGUGGGCCGUGUAUCUUAGCCUAGUGGUGAUUGCUUUAGGAGCUGGCUCAGUCAGAUCCAACUUAUCACCAUUUGGAGGUGAUCAGGUUAGGUACGAGGGCCCCGAAGUCAUGCGAACCUUCUUCAAUUGGUUUUACUGGGCAAUUAACGUGGGUUCAUUGUUGGCGAUUGCUGGUGUCACCGCCUUGCAGCAAAAUGUGGGCUUCUUCUCUGGCCUCUUAGUGCCUCUUGCAACUCUGGUUGUUGCUACCUUUGUCUUUGUCAUUGGGAGAACCUGGUAUCUGUCCAAGAAACCUAUGGGUAGUGUGUUGACUAAUACAUCCAAGAUCAUCAUGGAAGCAUUCAAACAACAGAAAGUUAGGAAGACAAUGCUGCAUAGACAGGAUAGCAGCGAGUUGUUUCACAGUCAGCCCAAGCCCAGUUUUUUAGACAUGGCCAAGGUCCGGUACGGUGGCAGCUUUCAUGAAUCUAUGGUUGACGACGUCAAAUCCCUCAAGAAGAUUAUCCUGGUGUUCUUAGGACUGACACCGUAUUGGGUUGUCUACUUUCAGAUGCAGACAACAUUUUUGCUUCAAGGACUCCAUCUGCGUUUCAAAGUCAACUGUACUAUCAAAAAUUGCGAAGACACCAAUAAAAGCUUCCAGAUCCCCCCAGCCUGGCUAAGUCUCUUCGAUGCCGCCUCUGUCCUUUUGCUUCUUCCAUUCUUUGAUCGCAUCCUUUAUCCUAAGCUUGACCGGCUAGGAGUCAACUUCACCCUGCUGAGGCGAAUGAUUGUGGGGAUGAUCUUCAGUAUGUUGGCUAUGGUUGCAGCCGGUGUCCUGGAAAAUAUCCGGUUGAAUUGGGUCCAUUCCAAUAGGACAGUCGAGCAGACCAUUGGAACCAAAGACACCUCAACUGUGUACUAUGCAGCCGAUAUUUGGGUGUUCUGGCAGAUUCCACAGUACACACUCAUUGGUAUAAGUGAAGUGCUAGCCAGUGUGGCAGGUCUGGAAUUUGCCUACUCCAUGGCUCCUCGUUCCAUGCAAGGGCUCAUCAUGGGUGUUUACUUCCUCUCAUCUGGCAUUUCAGCUUUCAUCGGUAGCGCCAUCUUAAAAGUCACUACCCUACCCGCUUUCAACUGGUUCCAUCAAGGAGACUCGGGCAACAUUAACAAUGGCCAUCUGGAUCGCUACUUUUUCAUGCUUGCCGGAGUUCAGCUUGCAGGAUUAAUCAUAUUUGCAUCAGUUGCUAUGUACCACGAGAGACAAGAGGCUAAACAAAGAUCUGGGACGUCGGCUAUCAACAGAAAUCACCAUGACGAUAGGGUUGUGACUGGAAGCUAACACAAGAGGGCACUCUACAGUUAUCCUUUAGAGUGUAGAAACAAGGCUUAUCAGCAGUACAAGAAUGUGAUUUGGUCUGAGGCGCCUUUUGUACAGAAAUUUAUUACCGAGCAAAGAUAAGCAGCCUUCCAACUUUUGCUGGUCAAUGUUUGUAAACAAAAAGGUCAAUUAGCCUUAUUCAAGAAUCAGCCAUUUUGAAUCAAACGCAAAGUUAUCAGUCUGUAUAAAAGAAAUUAGUACAUGUAUGUCAAGGAGAAUGGACGAGGAAUUGUAGAUUUGUGCUAGGAAUGGGUGAAGCGAAGCUGAGCCUAUUCUUAGCACGAAUCUACAGUUCCUGAGUUCUAUUCCCUGACUUAAACUAUUUCCCAUUGUUACAUGAACAUGGAGUCCCGAGUCCGUGACACUCUCGCUGUUAACAUGACCCUUCGCCUGAGUGCACACCUUUGUUCUGUUCACCCGUGCACGCUUUAGCUACAUGAAAUAUCGACACAAUAAGGCCGGAGUGUGGGCGUUCCUGAUAUCCCUUCAACUUGCCCACUGUGCCUGUUAAGAGGCCUAGUAGAAUCAGUGUCACAGCACCGAUCGUAUAAGAUCUUUGGUAUUUAGCUUUUCCCCAACCCUCCGGUAGCAACUACUUGGACGGAAAUGGGGGGGGGACAUGGGGUAAUUUCCUUGCUCCUACGGAUGUACGAUACGAUAAAUUUGUUAUGAAUCUACUGUUUGCUGUAGAUUUGUAAAAAUAAUCUACACAUUGAACAAAGGAGUGACGUCACAGAAAUAGUUUAAUAUGUGGGAGAUUAAAAGAUUCCAUAGGAACAAGUUACUGCUUAAAAUUACUGUCCUGUUGCUUUGAUGGGCAGUUCCAAAUUAGGGAUACAAACUUAUGUGGUAAUGUACAGUUUCAUUUUUUUGUAUCACUUUGGGACUACUUUUAUCUUUGUUGCAUAAUAGUCAGGCUUUUCCAUGUCAUUGUAUUUAGAGAAUAAAAUGGGUUCACGGAUCCAGAAAAGCUAUCUUGUGACUAAAGCCAAUUUCUAUUAAACAUAGCAAUUAAUGUAUAGAAGUUUUUUCACAUGACGUAUAAUGACACACAAAGACAUGUCAGAAACUCAGAAAGCAUACCAUGUCCGUGGAGGCGCGUGCCUCUUCCAAUCUCUGCAUUUCUAUCGAAAAAUUCAUGUAUACCAGAAUGUUGAGAGAUGUCGAGGGUGCACACGUUGCUUCCCACGUCUGUGUAAAUUGAACACUGACCGUCAAAAAUCAUGGGACUGAAAGUCCUCUGUACUAUAGUGCUGCAUUAGUGACACCGCAGUAGCAACAGAUUCAGAUGUAACCUUUUUAUGUGAAUGUACAUUUUGAAUGAAAAGAAUGUAUGCACAUUGCCUAUCAUUGCGUAACAUACUGAGGAUAUGUCAUUGUACAUGUUACAAACGCAAGUAAUAAACGUUUUCAUUCUGUGCAUUUUAUCCACAAGUCUAUUAUUAACUAUAUUUAAAACACUUUGGGAAAUUAUUAACUCGCACCCGUUUCAAGCACUUAUUUGAAAUGAAAUCAGUGUUCCCUGAAAUAUUUGUAGUUUAGUUUUUUUGUUCAUAAAUAUGGAUUUCAUCCUGAUUCUGGAAAUAAAUUGCCUUUUGCCUUAUUCACAUUAACCCUCCUUUAGUUUUACAGCACAAAUAUGCACAAGUGCCCAAGGUUACUCUCUUGCAUGUUGGUGCAGU
Molecule: messenger RNA, 3694 nt
Organism: Acanthaster planci (crown-of-thorns starfish)
Lineage: Eukaryota; Metazoa; Echinodermata; Asteroidea; Valvatida; Acanthasteridae
Product: solute carrier family 15 member 4-like
Biological process (GO): transmembrane transport; oligopeptide transport
Cellular component (GO): membrane
Molecular function (GO): transmembrane transporter activity
Source: RefSeq, a predicted model, not a curated record